UCUCUCUGGCCGCGUGGAUAGCAGGAGCUCCGGCUCCGGCGGGUGGAAGGCCUCUGGAAUUUGAAUGUUGAUUUUCCCCUGUGCGGCUCUGGUCCGAGGUUUACUUCGACCCUCGGUUGUUUCGGUCAGGCACCUCUCUCGUUGGACGGGGAGCUCGCCUGUCGUCCACCGCAGGAGGUUCUCACUGUCGUUCGUGGCAAUGGAGGAGAAACAGGAUGUAGAGGAGGAGGAGGAGGCGAGCGGCGACAAGAAGGUCUACGCUCACUACAAUCACACCCUUCCAUCCAAAUACCCUCGGUGGACAGCAAGGGAAAGUUUUCAGUUCAUGGAAGAUAGGCCGUGGCAAGAAGUUCGGGAUUUUUACUCCAAUCUAGUAGACGGGCAAUCAUCCCUGCCCACAUUGUUCAGAAAUGAGCACCCUGUUCAUGAUGAUAUCGAACUUCCAGAGGCUUCUGGCCAAAUUGGACCGGAGAAUGCUUUGAAAGAAGACAGGACAGGAAGGUGGGCGAGGAAAACAUUUAAGAUUGUGCUAUCCUAUCAUGGGCCUUCCUUUGAUGGGUGGCAAAAGCAGCCCGACUUAAACACCGUUCAAGGUUUGAUCGAAAGGUCUCUUGGGAGGUUUGUCGAUGAGAGGAAGGCUAAGCUGCUCAAGGAGAAGCAUUUACCGCUAGAGGGCUGUGCGAUUGUUGCUGGACGCACUGAUAAAGGAGUGACUGCUUUGCGGCAAGUCUGUUCUUUCUAUACAUGGAGAGAGGAUUUUAAACCUCAAGACAUUGAAGAUUGCAUUAAUAGUGCAGCACCAGGAAAGCUCAGGGCUGUGUCAGUCUCUGAGGUAUCACGUGAAUUUCAUCCUAACUUUACUGCUAAAUGGAGGCGAUACUUUUACAUCUUUCCUUUGAAUGAUGGAGAGGAUGAGGAAGAGGAAGUCUGUGGAAUCAAGGUGGAUAGUGGGACUCUUCAUGAAGAUCACAUUAGUGACAGAAAUGGAUUUGAUGAUCAUAUCGUCCGGGAAGUUUCCAAGGACUUAAUAUUAUGUGAUGGGGAUGAUGAGCUUGGAGGAGGAAACAAACCGAGAAAGUUCGACGUUGCUCGGGUUAAUAUAUUUCUGCGGCUGCUUGAAGGAAAAGUUUUGUCCUACAAAAUGUUUGCACGUGAUACGAAGGCUUCAAGAAACAUAGGCCCUCCAACUGAAUGCUUCAUGUACCAUGCCCGAGCUCGAGUAGCCCAUUUAAGAUGCUCGGGUGUUGAAAAAGAAAGGAAAGUUAUGUGUGUUGAGCUGGUGGCAAAUCGCUUUUUACGCAAGAUGGUACGAGUUCUUGUGGCGACUGCGAUAAGGGAAGCUGCAGCAGGGGCAGAAGAGGAAGUUUUGAUAAAGCUCAUGGACUCAACUUGCAGACGCGCCACUGCUCCACCAGCUCCCCCAGAUGGCCUUUGUCUUGUUGAUGUUGGAUAUUCAGAUUUCGAUCCCACAAACUGCCUCAUUGUAGAUUAGCGGAUUAUUGAUGGAGUAAUAGGCCAGUGAUACAGAUUGAUGACUGGCUAUAUGGAUCCUCUGCUUAUAUGCAGCAACGCGAGCUAAUCUGCAGUUGCCAUGGAAUUGCACCGGGAGUUGUUCUUAGAAGAACUGGUUAUCCGAAAUCUUGGAUGUACUUUAUUGAACUCAUCCUCCCAAGAUCCAACUGCUCGAAUACGUCUCUGCUUCAUCAAA
Punica granatum (pomegranate) is the source of this 1708-nucleotide messenger RNA. The record is from RefSeq and is a predicted model, not a curated record. Lineage: Eukaryota; Viridiplantae; Streptophyta; Magnoliopsida; Myrtales; Lythraceae.